Messenger RNA from Bombyx mandarina (wild silkworm), 982 nucleotides. It is a transcript of the gene Rsph1, whose product is annotated as Radial spoke head protein 1. Gene Ontology annotation, biological process: spermatid development; axoneme assembly. NCBI's taxonomy places the organism in Eukaryota, Metazoa, Arthropoda, Insecta, Lepidoptera, Bombycidae. Gene Ontology annotation, cellular component: nucleus; motile cilium. The record is from RefSeq and is a predicted model, not a curated record.
GAAUGGUCGAAGAAAAGGGAGAGGGGCCUGAAGAUGUUGAUACCAUUGGGAUUUACGUAGGCGGUCGCAAUGCUGAUGGCGAACGCCACGGAGAAGGCUGGGCUGUUCUACCGAAUGGCGAUUUCUAUACAGGCUGUUACUGUAGGGGCAUGAGGAACGGAAAGGGACUGUAUGUAUUUAAAAACGGAGCUAGAUACGAAGGUGAAUGGCGCAGAGCCAUGAAAUACGGGGUCGGACAAAUGAUAUACCCAGACGGUUCUCGAUACGAAGGCGAUUGGAAACACGACCUGAAACAAGGUUUCGGCGCCUAUAGCUACCCCAACGGGGAUAUUUACGAAGGCGCCUGGUUUAAAGGAAAACGACACGGUCUUGGAACGUAUUUCUAUGCAGACUCGAAAGUUAAAUUUAUGGGGACUUGGAUAGAGGGUACAAUUGAAGGUUCAGGUCAGAUAAUUUAUCCUCGCUAUCGCUACCACGGCUCAUGGGUGAAGGGAAUGCCGAAAGGAACGGGUUGUUUCGUUUUUGACACCGAUUGUAUGCAGCAUGGAUUUCACCUGUUGACCAAAGAUCCAAAUUUAGAAGAAUACGGUGAAGGCGAAGAGGAGAAAGAAGAAAAAGACGCAAAAGACGAUAAACUUGAGGAAGGUGAAGAGGAAACAGAAAUAGAUGAAACUUUAGGUAAAAUCUCAGUUUGGCGAGCACGCAACGUGACUGCAUACAUGGCGGAGUUCUUGCCUCCUGAACCAGUUCCUCUGCCGGUACACGAUUCGAUACCAUCCCUGACAAACGAAAGUGUGGAAACAGACCUUUUGGUGUUCGAACCACCAUCUUUAGCCCCAGAGUACGAAGGUCAAGACGAUAAUGAUUCUUGGUUGUUGCACAGGCAAAAGUUCUUGGAGGAAACUGAGCAGAAGGAUUAGAUGUUGGGAGAUAAUGUUGAAAUGUAAUAUUAAUUAAGUUCUUUUUCAAUUUCGGCCACUCU